AGAUGAUAAUACUUCUGAAGACAGUAGGGGGAAAAAGCAUUCUUGGAAAAAAGAGGUUAAAAAGAGCUUUUGGAAAUAAACUGGACAUUUAAAUCAGGCAUUUUAAAGUUUAUUAGGUGAGUUACAAAAUAAAUGUGGAACAUUUCAUGACCCUUCUCCCCCCAAAAAAAAGCAAAAAAAAGAUUUAAAAAUUAGUAGGAAUAAAGAAAAUUCAAGGAUCAAGUGGAGGCAUGAUGUUUGAAUAACAAAAGUUCCAGAGAUAGAGGAGGAAGAAAAAAAUCCAAGAAACACAACAAAUUUCUCAUAAUUUAAGAGCUUCCGGGGAGGUGGAGUGGACAGGGGUGGGGUGGAGGGGGGUAGUGUUGGGAGAAAGCAAAUUAGCCAAGAUGUUGUGGUUAGGCUCUCUUACCCCAGGUUUUGUAAACAAUGACUAUGGAACAGUUGAGAUCACUUAUAGCACUACACAUGCAGUCAUGAGCUUUAUGUAACAGCUGAGAUCAUUCAUGGCACUGCACAUGCACAUCAUUCACUUGAUCAUGGGCUACUUGGUGCAGCACACCUGCAUAAGCUUCACCUGGAGAAGCCCUAAAGGUUGUGUGUGGUUAUGUUGUGUUAUGUUAUGUCUGGGGCUAAGGCUGCUAUGCCAGUCAGGAGAGAAUAAACCCAUCUGCAGUUCCUACAGCUCCUCACAUUUUCUGCCAGCCUCCUAGCUCAUGCCUUGCCUACCAUGGGUUCAGUGAGCAGUGUGCACACGGAAAUACAGUAAGACAAUCGGCAUCACAGACAGGAUCAGCAAGACAGCUGGUCAACUGAAUGAGACACAAUGGAUGAAAAAAGAUCUAUCCCAAGGAAUAUCACUGUGAAAUUUCAGAAAUUUAGGGAGGAGAAGAAUAUAAAAGCUUCCAGACAAGUCACAUACAAAGGAUCAAGAAUUAAAAUGGCACGAACAUCUCACCAGAAGCUAUAACACAAUGGAGCAGUACCUUUAAAAAAAGGAAAAAUUAUUUCCAGUGUGGAAGUUCAUAUCCACCCAAACUAUAAAUUAAGGAAGUUGACAAAUUUUUAGAGCUGAAAGCCUCAAAAGUUUAAUUCCCAUAUACCCUCUCCUAAAAUUAGGCAGAAAAAAAAAAGAUAAAAGAUCCUGGAAAAAGGAUAUCCUCUCAAAGGCAAAUGAGAUUUUCUAGCAGAUGAGUGAAAGGAGAUCCAAGAAUUAUUACAGGGCCACUUUAGAGAACAUUUAGUCCACACUGGAUCAAGAGACUAAAAGACUCCUUACAGAUAACUCUAGAAGAGGAAGCUGAAAAGCUGAUUAACAGUUUCAAACAUUUUGAGUUUGGGCAAAGAACUUGGUGAUUAAUAAAUAAAAGGUAAAGAGAAACAAAUGAAAAAGAAAUUUUAAAAAGUCACCCUUCCGUGAUUAAGAUCAUAGGUAUAUGCCACACAGCAGUGGCUUAAACUAGAAGAUGAAUUCUCUCCUAAAAUAAGUCCAGAAGCAGGCAGGCCAAGGCUCCUAGUAUCAGAACCUAGGCUGCUUCUUUUGUUUUUCUGCCAUCUCCAGCACCUGGCUUCUACCUCAAAGUCCAAGAACUCAUUACUUCCACAUUCCAGCAAGCAGAAAUAAGAAAAAGACAAAGAGUGAAACAAUCCCUCCUACAUUAUUUUAAGAUAGCUUACAGCAGGUCAUAAAUGUGCUAAAAUAUCCCACUGGCUAGGACUUAGUCACAUGGCUGCACCAAGCUGCCCGGGUUCUAUUGGUAUUUUUUUAAGGGGGUUUGGGAGAAAAAUGACUAUUGGGAAAUAGCCAGCGAUCUCUGCUACCACCCUCCAGCACUCUCUAUUCUCCCUAUUCUACUGUUUUUCCUUGUUUUAAUCCCUGAUAUAUUUUUCCUUCAUUUGUCUGCCUCCCCUAACCUGGAAGUUCCAAGGACACACAGACAUUGUGCUUUAUUCACCUGUGAACACCAGUUUCUAGAAAAGUGAUUCAGUCAGCAUAGAGGAAAUUUAAUUAAUACAGCUUGAAUGAGGAAAUGAAUUAUAAAUUCCAGCAUAGGGGAGGGAGGUCUGAGAAAAUUAAUUUAAACAUAAAGAUCCAGUCUGGGCACAGAUAUUGCUUUGUUUUGUAAAAUAAUCCUUUCCUCUGAAGGAAUGAUUCAAGUCAUUGCACAAGGCACAACUAACCCCCCUAGUGCUGAUAAUACAAGAAAUAUUAGAUUAAUGUUUGCAAUAAUGCAACUAUUAGCAAGAAUAACAUCAACAUAUAUGAUGUAAAUAAUGUAAAUUAGUGAUGUAAUCAAUUGAUUUUUUUUUUUUUUUUUUUUAGGGGAAACACUAUUAGAUGCAGAAAGGGAAAUUAGUUGGGGGGAGUGCUAUACUAGAGACGUAAAUUCUCUUCCUCCACAGAAAGAGUCAAAAGAUGCUAUCUAAACAGAAAAGAAAGGAAAAAAAAAAAAAUAAGAAACAGCGGAAUAUGCGUGUUAUUUUAAAAUACAGAAACAGGCGUUAGAAGAAACAGCUCGAAAUGUUAGAAGGUAGUUAUUCUGAUGAGCAGUAAUCAGGGAUAGGGAAGACUAGACCAGAGGUUUUGUUUAAGGGCUACAAAAUUUUGACAACGUAUGUUUAUCUUUGAAUUGUUCGUAUCUAGCUCGGUACCCCCAUUCCUCUGAGCUCGUGAAAAAUACAAUGUAAAUUAUUUGGAGCCUUACAGCUUCACGCUGUGAGUAGGGACGGGGAAGGAAAAUGCACUGAGAGAAGUGAUGGCUCCCUGGUCACACACUCGCGUUCCACACGCGCGCUUUUACCAAUUAACUGUAGCAAGUGCGCAAGGAGAUGAGGUGAUGGGCCCAGACAGGUGGUAUAGGAACGAGGAAGUCAACAUUCUGCUAAUUCUAAUAUCACUUCUGACGCUGAGGAAAAGAACGUUUUAGAGAGCAAACGGAGAGGGUCAGGGCUGACACCAAACGCUUCCGAAGCUCGGCGUGCGGAGGAGGCCCGGCUGACGGCGCGGCCAGCCCCACGCCCUUCCCCCUCAGGAGGAGGAGCCGACCCGCCCAGAGCCGGCCUCCCGCAGUAGUGCAGGCGCUGCUCCCUGCCAGUGAGGACGACACCAGAGGAGGAAUUUAAGGAAGAGUGUCGGCCGCUGCCCUUCUCAGCGCUCGAAGCCUCACCAUGCUUGCCUUCCGAAGGAGCCUGACUAGGGCCCUGGCCGCUCCAACGAUGGCGCCUCAGGUGUGUUCAUCUUUUGCUACAGGCCCCAGACAAUAUGAUGGAACAUUCUAUGAAUUCCGUACCUAUUAUCUUAAGCCCUCAAAGAUGAAUGAAUUCCUGGAAAAUGUUAAGAAAAACAUUCAUCUUCGGACAGCUCACUCUGAAUUGGUUGGAUGCUGGAGUGUAGAAUUUGGAGGCAGAAUGAAUAAAGUGUUUCAUAUCUGGAAGUAUGACAAUUUUGCUCAUCGAACUGAAGUUCAGAAAGCCUUGGCCAAAGACAAGGAAUGGCAACAACAAUUUCUCAUUCCAAAUUUGGCUCUUAUUGAUAAACAGGAGAGUGAAAUCACUUAUCUGGUGCCAUGGUGCAAAUUAGUAAAACCUCCAAAAGAAGUUUGAAAAUAAUUCCUAAAGAUUUGUCUUCUUCCUGAUUUCACUUCUUGCUGACUUAAAGAAAUUAUUACCUCAAUCCAGUUUUAACCAAAGGUCAGAUUAGAAAAAGCAUAAACUAAUUGAAAUGGUAUUUUAUUCCCCCCAUUAUUCCCAACUCUAUAGUGCAUUUUAGAUUAUAAGAGAUUGAAAAGUCUUAUUUAGAUCCUUAUCUGCCUAGAUCCCCCUCAGCUUUUGACACCAUCUAAAUGAGCUACUGGACUUCAAAGAUAAUAUCAAGUCUUUGUUCUCUUCCUCUGUGUCAUUCAUGAUUCUUCAGUAACUUGCAUGUUUUUCCUCUACUUCUCAAAUCUACUGGUCCUGUGGUUUCUUUUUGUCCAUCCACUCUAUACUUCUAUCCAAAGGUAAAAUGCUUUUCAAGAAUUUACCUGGAUAUUUAGGAAUAAUAAAAGCAUCUCCUUUAGGAUUCAUUUUCCCUCAAAAACUCUGAGGUUCAUCGUUUGCCUGCUCUUGCUGGUAGAAAUGCAAACCUAUAGGAGGCAAUUACAUAAAACAAAAAAGUGGUGAAAUUUGAAGAGUAGAGCUGUAAGAAAUGGGAAAAUACUCUUAUUCAUCUCUGUUAUGAAAGUGUAGAUGCAGGCAGCUAAAAAAGUCCUAUUCUGCUAUAAAUUCUCACUAUUUUAUUAAUAAAUUUUAUAGGUUAAAAAAUUUUAGAUAAUAACUUACCUGUAUCUUCUAGUCCCUUUUUCUUUGUUCUGUACAUUAAACUAAAACAACUCACCCUUAAACUAGAACAAAGACUUUCUAAACAUAAAAGCACAGAAAAACAGUGCAAAUUAUUAACAAAUGUCUACAUAAACAUGUGUACAUGUAUGAUCCUCCAAAUCUAUAUAUGUAGAUUAGCUUUUCACCAGAACCAAACUAGACAGGACUACAAACUGCUUGAAUGUCUUCUGUAAAAUAUUUUUCUCCCUAUUCUAGGAGUCUAUGAAUUGGCUACUUUUCAGAUGAAACCUGGUGGGCCAGCUCUGUGGGGUGACCCAUUUAAAAGGGCAGUUCAUACUCAUGUCAAUCAAGGCUACACAAAAUUAGUUGGAGUGUUCCAUGCAGAAUAUGGAGUACUCAACAGAGGUACAGUUGUCCGUCUCUUCUAUGAAAUUACAAAGUAUACUGUUGAUCUGCUGUUAAGCUCCUUGGGUCAGUUUGUUUCUGUUCUCAUUGUUGAGUGUAUUUUACUUUUUAUUGCCAAAUUAUUAGUUUUUUUGUAAUUUUAAGAGUUAAGUAAACCUGUUUUCAAUCUUAUAUAGAAUAUCAAUACCUUAUGAAGCCUUUUUCAAAUAUUGAACUGCUCUUUUCUCUAUCAAAAUGAUAAAAUUUUAAAAAACUGGAAAGAAUCUCAAGA
Odocoileus virginianus texanus is the source of this 4993-nucleotide messenger RNA. NCBI's taxonomy places the organism in Eukaryota, Metazoa, Chordata, Mammalia, Artiodactyla, Cervidae. The record is from RefSeq and is a predicted model, not a curated record.